CUGUGAGCCGCGCAGGGAGCGUGAUAGGCCAGCGGAGAGGGAGCUGCAGCAGAGUAGCACCGCUGUCAGGAAACACAAGCCCACUACGAAUGCAACUCGCAUAACCAGCUGUAGGAGGACGGUUUGACUGUGUGAUUUACCAUGACAACUGAGUCAGGCGCAGACUCUGAGGCCAAGCAGCUGCAGGAGAACAAGGAGACACAGAAGGGGAAAGCAAAAGCAGCAUCCCAGCCCAGCCAGGCAGCAGCCGAACCCACCUCGCCACAGAACCAUCCGGAACAGCUUCCAGCUGCCGCCGGACACAGCACCCCAGCCAGGAAAGAGCAGGAGCAGGUAGAAGAGGAUCAGGUGUCCCACCGGUCAUCCACCAGUCGUCUGUCCAGGUCUCCUUUGAGAGGCGUCAAGAAAGUGAAGAUCAUGCAGUGUAAAAUCACCCUGCUGGACGGCUCCGACUACACGCUCAAUGUGGAGAAACGAGCCAGGGGCAACGUGCUCUUUGACAAAGUGUGUGAUCACCUCAACCUACUGGAGAAAGACUACUUUGGCAUCACAUAUAGAGAUGUGGAGAAUCAGAAGAAUUGGCUGGAUCCUUCCAAAGAGCUAAAGAAGCAGAUCAGGACUGGUCCCUGGAACUUUGCUUUCAACGUGAAGUUUUACCCUCCAGACCCCUCCCAGCUGACCGAGGACAUCACAAGGUACUACCUGUGCUUGCAGCUAAGGGAUGAUGUAGUUUCAGGUCGCCUCCCCUGUUCCUUUGCCACCCACACGGUGCUGGGCUCGUACACAGUGCAGUCCGAACUUGGAGACUAUGACCCUGAAGAACUGGGCAGCGACUACAUCAGCGAGCUGCGAUUUGCACCCAACCAAACCAAAGAGCUAGAGGAGAAGGUCAUGGAACUUCACAAGACCUACAAGGGGAUGACACCAGCUGAAGCAGAGAUGCACUUCCUGGAAAAUGCCAAGAAGCUGUCUAUGUAUGGUGUGGACCUCCACCACGCUAAGGACUCUGAGGGUGUGGAGAUCAUGCUGGGAGUUUGUGCAAGUGGCCUCCUCAUCUACAGAGACAGAUUGCGGAUCAACAGAUUUGCCUGGCCCAAAAUCCUCAAGAUCUCCUACAAGAGAAACAACUUUUACAUCAAAAUCCGCCCCGGCGAGUUUGAGCAGUUUGAAAGCACAAUUGGUUUCAAACUUCCCAAUCAUCGUGCUGCCAAAAGGCUUUGGAAGGUCUGCGUGGAACAUCAUACCUUCUUCAGGCUUGUAUCCCCUGAGGUGCCCCCGAAGAAGUUCCUGAGCCUCGGCUCCAAGUUUCGCUACAGUGGCAGAACACAGGCUCAGACCCGUAGGGCCAGCUCUCAGAUCAUCAGACCUGCUCCGUUAUUCGAACGCUCCUCCAGCAAACGCUACAACAUGUCCCGCAGUCUAGAUGGAGCUCCCAUUAUGGAAAACCAUGAGACUCUGAUGAAGGACAAUGCUGCUGCCAAAGUAAUCGCUAAGGGCGACAUUAUUACCACGGUAACAACAGAGAAGAAGGUCGAGGAAGACCAGUCAGAGCAGGAGGACACUCACAAAGAUGGAGCAGAGACACCAGAAGCCGCUGACACAACACCGCUCCGACAAGACACAAAGUGCUCCCCUCAUGUAUACACAGCUGACCCCCUCCCUUCUGAGCUCUCACUCCCCUCAUCCCCUGUUUCAUCAACUAAAGUACGACGGCGGCGCAGGGAGAAUGCUCGUAAGCGAGCCUCAUCAGUCAGUCCAGCCAAGAGCCUCACUGGGUGCCGCCGCCGGCAAGCCCAUGCUGACCGUAAAGCCGCCCUGCUGGAGGAGCAGGCGCUGCUUCUCUCAGCCCGCAAGCAGAGACUGGAGCAGGGCAAGAGCCGUGGUGGCACGCUCUUCUCCUUCUCCUUGCACCUGCCAGACCUGACCUCCAUCCUGGAUGAGGAUGGCUACAUCACAUUUCCCGAUCUGUCAGAGAUGCGUUUCCUUCCUGAGUGCGCACAGAACUUCCUUCCAAUUAAGUCGCCUUCACUCAUCCCCUGCUUCCUCUUCAUCUUCUUCUUUCUGCUCUCCACCUCCUUUUCUGUCCCCUAUGCCCUCACCCUCUCCUUCCCACUGGCGCUGUGCCUCUGCUACCUGGAGCCCAAGGCAGCCUCCCUGACCGCUUCCAUAGCCCAGGGCUACCAUGACCAUGACAGUUCAGAGGAAGAAGAGACUGACAGCGAACAAACUGACUUUGCCUUUGAUGGAGAGAUGACAGCCACAGAGUCGGAAGCCGAUGAGGACUCUGAAAUGCAGACUCAGACUAACGAUGAGCAACCAACUGGAGAUGAGGCAAAAGAAGUGGAUGUUAAAGUCACUGAGGCAGCAGGAUAUCUGGUGAAAUACGUGGUGGAUAGUAUCAUAACAGAUGGGGCCACCUCCUCUGGGCCUCAUGGGAUUAGUUUGUCAACCACUAUGGACGAUGACGUCUUCAUGGAUGGGACCCUGAGGGAGGUGGAAGAGAAAACACCUGACUCCCAGGACGAGGUGUCAGAGAAGUCAGUAGUAAAAAUCAGCCCCGGAGCUGUGAGACAGGAAGUGUCCCAGGCCAUCAGUGAUAAGAAAGGGACGCUCAUUAUCUUGAAGGAUGCGGAGGACAAAGCGGACGCUGAGGGCAAGGAGACGAGUACUUUGGAUGAGAAGGAGCAAUCUGUUGUCCCUGGAGAGUAUGAAGCUGACAAGAAUGACUUGCUUGCUGCAUCUGAAGAGAAAGAAGUGUUAAUAGCAGAGACUUCUGUUGUUACAGAAGCCCAGACUACAGAAGUCAAGAUGCCAAGUCCAAAGGUGGAGAUAAAAACUAAUGACAUAAUUCAGAUUAAAGGUACUGAUUCGCCAAAAAAGGCCAUGGCAUCAUGGAUUUCUGAGGAGGCGAAGACAGAGGCCUCAGAGGUCAUCAGUGUCUCAGCAAAGGACGUAAAGGCGAUGAAAACAUCUGAUGGGCUGAAGCAGGAAGCAGAAAUCUUCACCUUUGAAGGAGUCCAGUCUGAGCAGUCAAAGUCCAACCUGACUCAGAUUACAGUUUCAGAAUCUUCAACUACAUCUUUAGCUGUGUCUACGCUGGGAUGGGUUUCCUCAUCUCAAAAGGCCUCCGCUGAUCAGCAGGAGAAGGAAGUGGUUGCCUUGGAAACAGAAGCAGAAUCAGCCAAAUUGACAACGCCAACGAGUCCGGACAAUGUGGAGAUGGCAACCAAAGACACGCCUGUGAUCCACACAGAGACAAAGACUAUCACCUAUGAGGCUGCAGAGGUUGACACUAAUGGUGACGCAGACCCUGGGGUGUUGCUGAGUGCUCAGACCAUCACCUCGGAAACCACCAGCACCACAACAACCACACACAUCACAAAGACGGUGAAAGGAGGAAUAUCCGAGACAAGAAUCGAGAAGAGGAUCGUUAUCACCGGAGAUGCGGACAUCGACCAUGAUGAGGCUCUGGCUCAGGCCAUAAAGGAGGCUAAAGAACAGCAUCCUGACAUGUCAGUGACCAAAGUAGUGGUACAUAAAGAGACAGAGAUCACGCCAGAGGAGGGGGAGGACUGACCCAGGAAUAACACAGAUGGCGGCUGUUUUCCGUUCAACCUCCCAGAAUCCAACAUCCAGAACUCCACAUAUUACGUCAGGACUCUCUGAAGACUAGAAAGGCUCCUACUCUACAAGUGCUGCAGCUCGCCGCUAGUCGCAACCACCACUUGCAAAACAAAUAAAAUGCAUUUUGCAUGAAAAGGGACGCAAUGUUGCAUUAUCAAACUAAUGGCAAGAUACAACUUUCAAAAAGGUUCACAGUCCAUCUGCACCCCCAAAUCCCUGUGUGCAGCAAGCAAAUGUUUUGCUUUCACUGCAUUCUGACUUUAAUGCAUUUUUAUGAUGAUUGAGAAUGAUUAUUGUAGCAGCAUUUUAUUUAUGAAGCAAAGCCAUCACUCCAGAAACUUAAAUUUGCUGUAGGCUGUAUGUGUUAGAGAGCAUACACUAUUUAACCUUGCAGUAGAAGUGCCAACCUUAUUUGCAAGCAAGCAAGCAUUGCCUCACUCCUUCCAGCCACACAAUGAUUUCCCAUCAGGUAGGCUGCUACAGAAAUCACUACAGCUCUGUACUGUACAUAUCAAAGCUUUCCUAGGAAAAUAGCAAAUUAUCCUUCACAGUUGAUUUCUGUCAUGUCUACUUGAAUUUUACUUUUUAUUUUAAUUUCAGUGUUUUAUUGUUUCUCAUUGAUUGAUUGAUUGAUUGAUUGAUUAUACCACUGCAACAUUUUUUUUGAGAAAGUCUAUUUUAGCAAAAGCCAAGGUGCUGCGCUAUGGAAGAAAUAGAUUUUUAUGUGCCUGUGUAGGCUUUGACCGUGUUCUUGGGUAGAGGAUCGGCUGCAGCACAAGUCCCAGGUUUGUGUGACUGUGAGGUUGAGGGCUCAAACUGCCGAGCUCUGCCCAAACGAGAUGCAAAGCUAAGAGAGAUCUUUCCUCCGCCUCCCCCCGAACAUGUCAGCUGUAUGCCUCCCUUAUCUGUUCAAAGGUAUCUGAAUAACUGAGUAUUGUUCAUGUACAGCCAUGUUUUCCUCAAAAUGGUAAAAUAAAAAUGGUAAAUGCA
Stegastes partitus (bicolor damselfish) is the source of this 4614-nucleotide messenger RNA. It is a transcript of the gene epb41l3b, whose product is annotated as erythrocyte membrane protein band 4.1-like 3b. Gene Ontology annotation, molecular function: structural molecule activity; actin binding. The transcript has 24 exons. Gene Ontology annotation, cellular component: plasma membrane; cytoskeleton. The record is from RefSeq and is a predicted model, not a curated record. NCBI's taxonomy places the organism in Eukaryota, Metazoa, Chordata, Actinopteri, Pomacentridae. The coding region runs from base 142 to 3576 and encodes 1144 amino acids. Gene Ontology annotation, biological process: cortical actin cytoskeleton organization; actomyosin structure organization.